Naegleria gruberi is the source of this 729-nucleotide messenger RNA. RefSeq lists its product as uncharacterized. The transcript has a single exon. Gene Ontology annotation, molecular function: protein binding. Lineage: Eukaryota; Heterolobosea; Eutetramitea; Acrasida; Naegleriidae. The coding region runs from base 1 to 729 and encodes 242 amino acids. The record is from RefSeq and is a predicted model, not a curated record.
AUGUCUCAACAUAUUGCAUCAUCACCAUCAGAAGACAUUGAAAGAGUCUACUCCUUCUGGUUUGGCAAGAUUACUGCCUAUGAACAUCGUGUUAGAAUUGAUGGAAUUAAAGAAUCAAUGUCUGUGUGGUUCUCAGCAGGAAAAGAUCCCGAACAGAAGAAACAACUUGAUUCUGAUAUUAAAGAGCAAUAUGAAAGUUUGGCUAUUUCGGGCAGAGAAAUGGCCAAGAAGUUGUUGACAACAAUUCAAGAUAAUUCAUCAACAACUUUCAAUGAGGAAGUAUUUGCAGAGUUAACAAAAUCAUCAGAAUGGUUCUCCUCUCCGAAGGGAAUGAUUAGUUUGAUCAUUUUGUUUGAUCAAUUCUCUAGAAAUAUGUACAGAGGAUUGGCAGAGAGUUACUCCUUUGAUAUGUAUGCUUUGGCAAUCAGUAAGAGAAUUCUCUCGGAUAGACAGUUGUAUAAUUCCUUCAAGACUUUUGAGAAGAUUUUCCUCUUGUUACCAUUAGAACAUUCUGAGAAUUUGAUGAACCAAGAACAAUGUAUUCAAGAGUAUGAAUUGUUGGUAGAGGAGGCUCCUGAAGAUUUAAAAGGCUUUUUCCAAUACUUUGUCAAGUAUGCUCGUAUGCAUCAUGACUUAAUUGAAAAGUUUGGUAGAUUCCCCUUCAGAAAUCCAAUCUUGGGCAGAGAAUCAACACCAGAAGAAUUGGAGUCCAAAAUUUCCUUCCUUUAA